AUGUCCUUUCAACGAAAGGAUGGAAGCAACUCCGCCAAAGGAGAUGGAAAGACACAGAAUGGUACCCGUUCUGGAUUCCGGACAGACACUGCUAUUUCAAACAGCCGCCCUGGAAACGAGCGUGUUCUCAAGCGGUGGGUGCCCGAAGCUCCCGGAGAUCUCGAUGGACCUCUUGAGAGGGCGUCGUCGAGCAAAGGGGACUGGGAUCAAUUUGCGGUGAACGAACGUCUGUUUGGUCUUAAGACAGAUUACGACGAGAACUUUUACACUACCGCAAUCGACAAGAACCACCCUAAGUACAACGAGCGCCUGGCUUCCGCCGACAGGAAGGCUCGAGAGAUAGAGAAGUCUGCUCCUACCACCAGCCACGUUGCCGAAGAGCGCGUCAUGGAUUUUGGCGGGACCGAUAAUGGAGGCGACGAAGAGGACAAAUACAGUGGCGUUCGCCGACAACAAGACUUUCCUCCGCUUUCCUCCGGCCGCGACAACAAGUACACACCUCCCGCUCGGCGUGCCCCUACCGGCCACACCACGGUGGUUGGCGCUCCUGUCGACCCAGCCAUCAUCAUGGCACAGGUCAAAGGAGGCCCGGGCCAGAGCAAUAGAAAGCAAUUGACCCCGAAGCCCGAGGACCAGAAAAAACUUGUUUCCGGCGCGAGCCGGCCAUCAUCGGCUGUAGUGACACCGCUUGUCAUGACUCCAGAGCCCAAGAACGAUGCCGAGUUCCCAACCUCGGAUGCUAAGCAGCCCGAGGCGAAGAUCGGCGGCUCGGGGCAGCCCGAACCUGCUCAACCGGUCCAGCCGACCAAUGAAAAGAGCAAGCCAACUGCUACUGCUGGGUCAUCGUCAUCUUCUCUUCGUCCGGCUGCUGUACCUGGGCGAGCGGCCUUUUCGCCUAAUGCGAAGCCAGCCGCAUCAGUCACUUCAUCGGCAGUCAACAGCCCCGCGCCACCGAGCGCAGCAGACGGCGUAGAGAAGGCCUUGCUUAAGGACUUCAAAAAUUUCGCAUCACAGGAGCGCAUUGCUACAGAGAAGGCUCGGCAGCACAAGAUGAAGGCCGAUGCUCAGGUCAAACUACAGGAGCUGAAGAAGUUUGCUACCAACUUCAAGCUGACGACACCGGUUCCCAGCGAUCUCAUUUCGAUUAUUGCGAAGGAUCCUGCCAAGCAGAAGCAAAUUCAGGAGAAGGCUUUACAGAAUGUCGAGGAGAUGGCUGCCAAGACCAAAGCCGAAGCUAAAGUGAAGGACUCGACAACGACUUCGCCUUCGGCCACUAGCAAGGCUUCGAACACCCCACCGAACUCCAGCACAGGACCUGCUCCUGCUUCUAAGCCCGCGACAAACACGACUUCCGGGACCGCUCCGUCAACUGCAGCUUCUGGCGCAGCCGUGGAGAAGCCAGCGCAGGCAAACAACCGGGCACACGGGCCUGUGCACGGCGGCUCUCCGUCCGUGCCUGGUCGGCAUCCAAACUCCCGUCCUCCAUACAUGCAACAAAAUUAUCGCCAGCAGUCACAGAUGUAUCGUGGGGACCAUCGUUCGGGUGGCCAGCACAUGUCUCAGGGACCCAGCACGGGCCAUCUUGCGGAGCGCCUUCGUAACAACAUGGACCAGACGCGGUACCCAAAGCAGCCAGCGCCUCAUGCACACUACAACGCCAUGGGUGAUAUGCGAGCCCCCCCUACAGGCCCGGCGAAUUCGGUCGACCCCAACUACUCCCGUCGUAUAAGUGCGGUCCCAACUGGUGCGCAGAAGCUCAACCCCACCACUCAUGAGUUUAGACCGAGUCCAUUUGCAGCAUCGUUCAACCCGGCCGGUCCCAGCACCAGCUCUAGCCCUCAGUCGGCCAUCAACAACAUGUCGGAAUCAAUCCAUCCCAGCGGAGCGGCCUCAACAGCACCGACCAUUGUGACAGCCUCGUCGCCGCAGACAUCUCCCAGGAGCCCGAUUCGACGGAAGGUGAAGGCGGUUGAUGCCAAGAAGUGCCAGAUUCUGGACCACAUCCGCACGAUUAAGCCUCCACAGGGCAGAAAGUGGGAUGACAAUGACGGCUUGCGGCCAUCCUAUGACACCCCCCCCACUUGGCGACAGCCACAGGACGACGAGAAGGCAGACUCAACCAUGCGACUGACUUACAAGGAGUACUUUGAGCGUGUAGCCUUUACGGCGGCUUCGAUGGUGACGCCCAUUGUUGGACAUGCGCUGCCACACGGGAUGCCGCAAAUGGUUCCGCACCAAAUGCCCUAUCACCUCCAGCAGCACGGUGGCCACAUGGCUCCACGGCCGUCGCAUAUGCCGCCAAUGCCGAUGCAUGCAGGAGGCGGGCCGCAUGGACCAGCGCCGCACAUGCCGUACAACGGCAAUGAUGAUCACCGGAUGAUGCAUUCGAACUCUGCACAGUCGUAUGCCUCGCCUCGCAUGACGCAGGUGCCGAUGUACGCACAGCAGGUUGGUGGGACGCCGCAGAUGGCAUAUAACCAGCCGGUGAUGCCGUUCAUUCAGGGCACUCCACAGAUGAAUAACUUCCGCAACUACCCGAACAAUCCACAGCAGUACAUGCAACCGCAGUCUGGUCCGAUGAUGUCGAUGAUGCAGCCUCAGCAGUUUGUGGCUGUUCCCGGAGGCAUCUUGCCUCCGGGCCAACAGAUGCCGGGGUAUCCGGGCCCCCAUCCUUCAUACAUGCCGCCCCCCGGUGCCGCCGGUGCAGCUGGUGGAGUGCCGCCUCCGCAAGGACUUGGGGCGAACGGUUACCCAAGCCCGCGGCCGGUCCCUGCGCCGAUGAUGGCCCAGCAAGGAUCCCAGCAGGGACAAGCACCAAUGUACGGAAUGAGCCCCAGCAUGCAGUACCAGCAGCCUGCCUUUGGUCCCCAACACCCGGGACAAGGUGGGCCCAUGCGAGGCGGCUAUAACAAUCCUGGCUCCCAACAAUUUGGAACGAGCCCACAACAGAUGCACCAGUAUGGGCCACCUCAUCGGAAUGGCAGCGGGAGCUACGGGGGCAAGAAUUUUCAAAAUCACGGGCACAACUCGCAUCAAGGGCCGCCUCCCCACCAUCUGCCGCCACCUUCUUCCGGACAUCAGAGUCGUGCGGGCGGCGAGGGCGAGGAGACCAAAUGA
This is a messenger RNA of Grosmannia clavigera kw1407, 3117 nucleotides long. Its product is annotated as pab1-binding protein. The record is from RefSeq and is a predicted model, not a curated record. The transcript is spliced from 4 exons. Gene Ontology annotation, cellular component: cytoplasmic stress granule. Gene Ontology annotation, molecular function: RNA binding. Bases 1 to 3117 code for a protein of 1038 amino acids. Gene Ontology annotation, biological process: cytoplasmic stress granule assembly. NCBI's taxonomy places the organism in Eukaryota, Fungi, Ascomycota, Sordariomycetes, Ophiostomatales, Ophiostomataceae.